GACAGACAGACAUCGGUGUGAUGUGUUUGGGCUCUCUGUCAGCUUUGAUGUCAUCAGUUGGGAACGUCAUGUAGCAAACACUAAAUCACAGACUCUGCCACUUUGGACAACUUAGUCCAUCCCACAGUACAAACUGCAGCUCCGCCCACUGGUGUCCCGCCCAAUCAGCACGCAGUACGUCUUGUGACUGACAUCUCGACUUCGCAGUGAUUGGAAUCGGGGAUGAAACAGGAAGCACAGGAAGGCAGUUCCGCGUCCUGUCACAGUGACAUCAGCUCACACAGUUCAAGAGCUACAGUAGUGUCUGCACAGGUGACCGCCAUGAAAACGCCGGCGGAAGUAGUGGACGCCAUUAGGCGCCAGAGCCGCACCCGCCCCGUGGAGUACAGCAAAUCGCCACCCGUGGGUCUCAAAUCUGGGAGAAAACCUGCCUUCCGGGCUCUUAUCACUGGCGUGUUGCCCCCUACCGUCAUCCGGAACUCACAGACCAUGGGUACAGGCAAUGGCGGGAUUCAGUUGGUUCAACACGGGAAAGGAACUCCCGCCAGUGACAAUAUAAUCUAUUACAGCAACAGUAACAACAACAGUUUAAGUUCAACCUUGGGUUUAAACAUUCAAGGUAUUCAGAACGGUAGCAGCAGUAGCAGCAAUAGCAGUACUAGCAAUGGUUACUCCCAGAUAAGUCCGAGAGAGAAAGGAUCACCCAGGUCCUCCCUUGACGGCAGUGGGGUAGGGGGUAGCGGGGGUGGGGGGUACAGCGUCGUGUUCGACAAACACGGGAACAUGACAAAGAUUGUCAACAACACUAGCGCUGGACACAGGCCUCGCCCCUUGCCUCAGCCGGGAACACACCAGUACAGCAAGACGGGAACCCCAAGGCGCCAGGCGCCGAGGGCUAGCGCGAUGCCCCGACUGAGGCUGACCCAUGUCUCGGACUAUCCGGACGGGUUUAACCGCUCCUUGUCCCUGGACGUCUCCUCGCCUCGUCCAAAGAACGGAAGACCUGACAUAGGCGGCACAGAUCGUGAGACUGCCCCUGGGAAUUCCAAAAACACAACCUCGUCCCAAGACGUGAAAAAAGUCUUGGCAAAAAUUCCUGGCCGAGAUUUCACAUUGACCUCGUCUUCGGCUAAAAACCGUGGUCUUCAACGGUCGAAGACAAUGGAUGAAACUUCGAAUGUCCCACCCCUUCAGCGUGAGAAUUCUACAACUCAGGGCAUGACUAGCACUCAGCUAGCAGACAAGAUUCUCCGCUCCAGUGACUUGGGGCAAAUAUCUCAGCUGUUUGGGAAGAAACUUCGCUAUGCCGAGUUUAUCGAGGAAGCAGAACCCCACAGACUGUCUGGCGAACAAGUCAGAACUGACUUGACCUCAGAACGAGAUCCCAGCCCUCGGCUACCCACAGCCACGACGAACGCGUCACAAACGUCUGCAGCUUCUUCAGUAUCGACGUCACCGCUGUCGUCAGCACGGUCUAGUUCACCUCGGAAGCCUAAGUACGUUCCAGCACCUGGCGGCGUAUGUCAGCCUUCCGCCAUCUCUCCCUCAAACACUUCCGGAUUAGCGAGUGCAACUACAAACUCGCCAGGAUCUAAAGCCACAAGUGAUUCCAGUCAGGCCGAACCAGAGAUCGACUACGACAAACCCAUCAAAAUAAUCAUAGAAACAAAUGACAACGAAACAGUUACAAAACUGACGAGACCGAUUCUCAAGUCUGUCCCAAAAGUGGAAACGUCCGAAGUCUGCACUUACGGCAACGACACAAAUAACAAUCACGUCACUCCGUCAUAUCUUAGUCAACAUGGCGACAGUUGCCACAAAUACCACUCUUCUCCCUCCUCUGUGAGCUCCGGCUACAGCAUCGGAUCACAGCUGGAAUAUGACGUCACCAGCUGCAACCGGGACAAAGGACGAUUAGUCAGGUUUCGAGUGCACCACACGAUUCACGAGUUUGCUCCCUCAGAUCCUGUCAACUCGGGUGGCUACUAUUGACUGAAGCCACUUGAUUAUGUUUAGUCUUUUCUCAAAAGCGAAUUAUGAAAUGUUUCGACUUUAGCUGUUAACAACCUUGAACAGUCUCCAUGUCGGACGGUCGUUUGACAUAAAAUGCACUGUAUGCUCCCCGGGAAGUUGGGGUUGUUUCAGAAUGAUCUCAGAUCUGCUGGGGGUAAUAAUAUAGGUUGUAAAGCGCGUAGAGCUUGCUGUUG
Aplysia californica (California sea hare) is the source of this 2207-nucleotide messenger RNA. Its product is annotated as putative GPI-anchored protein pfl2. The record is from RefSeq and is a predicted model, not a curated record. Lineage: Eukaryota; Metazoa; Mollusca; Gastropoda; Aplysiida; Aplysiidae.